GAGACGGGUCCGAUGGAGGAGGUGCUCCGUUCCGCAGCCCUAGUCGGCACAAAUAUGCUGCGGGUUUGGGGUGGUGGCCGUUAUGAAUCGCGCCACUUCUAUGACCUCGCCAGCCGUCUCGGCAUCAUGAUAUGGCAGGACAUGAUGUUUGCCUGUGCAACUUACACCACGGAAACAGGCGCAGGAAGAGGCUACGUUGGUCGAAUAAGCAUACUAUUGAGAGAAUGCACGUCAAAGUUACUGGGGAAAAAGAGCACGAUAGAGUUCAUAAGCAGCUCUAUUCCCGAACAUCCAGAGAACACCGACUAUCAUGUAGACGUCAAUGCAACCUUCCGGACAGCUUUCCCAGCUUCAGUGAACUAUCAGGUAUCACCACGAAAACGUCUACUGACAACUGUGGAGGCAACACCCAUUAGUAUACGCAAGUCGAGGUUUCCCUGCAGAAAACCGUAUGCAGGCCUCAGGGUUUUCAUAGCCGAACCUCAUUUUGAUAAUCGCCGUAGAGGAGAUUGA
This is a messenger RNA of Dibothriocephalus latus, 513 nucleotides long. The record is from the annotation of a GenBank genome assembly. Lineage: Eukaryota; Metazoa; Platyhelminthes; Cestoda; Diphyllobothriidea; Diphyllobothriidae.